Molecule: messenger RNA, 2333 nt
Organism: Trematomus bernacchii (emerald rockcod)
Lineage: Eukaryota; Metazoa; Chordata; Actinopteri; Perciformes; Nototheniidae
Exons: 5
Coding region: 1-1914 (637 amino acids)
Source: RefSeq, a predicted model, not a curated record
AUGGGCACCAUUCUGCAGGAGCGCGCGCCACAACAACACGCGGAGAGGGUUUCCAUCAUCAGGGACAGGAAGAACAACACGCCUAAUGUGGCCAGCAGCAGAAUGGGCAGACGGCAGGCACAAAGGAAGCCGGUGCAGCCGCAGUACAUGUUGCCAAGUCAAGAAAAUAUUAAUGAGAAGAGGCUUCAGCAGAGAAGGAAGCAGAAGCCAAACCCCCCCUCCACCAAACGAGCUACCUCUCAUCACAGAACUCAGGGAUCCUCAGAGUCAAAGACCCACCCUCCGUCUCCUACAGAGGACAGAUCUUCUCAGCAUAAAGAACACAGCGGUGUAACAACCAGCCGACACUCAGCAGCUUUUCCCUGCCACAAUCUGUCAAAAACCAGCCCUGAUCUACUGGAAACACCUUCAGAGGUAGGAGUUCUGAGCGUCGAUGGCGACAGUGACAUCGACUUGUCUGAAUCAGAGAGACUUCCUGUGGGCUCUUUUAGCCGUGUUCCCCCUCAACUCCAUCUGAGACCAGAAGUCAUCGAGGCUGAAGACCUUUCCUCUCGCUGCCAACGACCCAGAGGACACGGACUCGGUGCUUUUGACUUCCCGGACUUCCUGCCUCCACCUUUUAACUCGUGGAGUCUGAGUCAUCUGGCGGUUUUCUACAACACGGAGGGUCGGGGGGCUCCAAGACCCAGAGCUGUGGGCCCUUUGGAAAGAUACUUAGAGAGGCUUCUUCAACUGGAGUGGAGGAAAAUCCAGACUGUGGAGGAGGAAGGUGGGAAUUCGGGAGAUCUUUCCUCCAGCUGCCAUAAAUCUCCUGCGUCCUCCUCCUCUCGCCUCAGCUCUCCGAAGUGUAUCCUUCAGUGUCAGCGCUCCUUCCCUCUCACCUUCCUCUCCUCUUUGGCCAAUCACUCGGCACUACUUUCUGGAUGCGCUUGCACUAUCUGCCGGAUACGAUACUCCGCUUGUAGCACUUCCUGCUGCCGAUCAACAUCCAGGAUUCCCAGAAGGAGCCACAGCGAGAGUCGGAUUCCUUCCUCGGACAGGAUCUCCAGAAAUCCGAGGUUCAGCAGCCCUCUGAGGAACAGCCACAUGAAGAGGAUGCAAGCCUCAGGGAAUCUACGUAACCCGGUGCAAGGUGAUGAUGAGUGUCCGUCUACUUCUGAAGAAAACAGGGUUACAGAGGUGUUGGACUACAGGACUACAGGAGGAGGGGUUGGGAGGAGGAGGAGUGGAUCAGCGCAAAGAAGAGGAGGAGGAGAAGAAAGACUAGAGAAAAGAAGGAGUGGUUCUGAGGUUAGACGAGGAGGAGAAGAAAGACUAGAGUUAAGAAGGAGUGGUUCUGAGUGUAGAAUAGGAGGAGAAGAAAGACUAGAGAAAAGACUAGAAGAAAGACUAGAGAAAAUACGGAGUGGUUCUGAGUGUAGAAUAGGAGGAGAAGAAAGACUAGAGAAAAGACGGAGUGGUUCUGAGUGUAGAAUAGGAGGAGAAGAAAGACUAGAGAAAAGACGGAGUGGUUCUGAGUGUAGAAUAGGAGGAGAAGAAAGACUAGAGAAAAGACGGAGUGGUUCUGAGUGUAGAAUAGGAGGAGAAGAAAGACUAGAGAAAAGACGGAGUGGUUCUGAGUGUAGAAUAGGAGGAGAAGAAAGACUAGAGAAAAGACUAGAAGAAAGACUAGAGAAAAGACUAGAAAAAAGACUAGAAGAAAGACUAGAGAAAAGACGGAGUGGUUCUGAGUGUAGAAUAGGAGGAGAAGAAAGACUAGAGAAAAGACGGAGUGGUUCUGAGGUUAGACGAGGAGGAGCUGGGCUGAAGGAUCGGGAAAUAAAACCAGACGCUGUCGCUGCAAUAAUGGACAAUUUACCUGGUUUUAAAAAGUCUCCAGCAAGCAGACAGAAGCAGGUGGACUUUGUUACAUGACAGCAGGUUGUAAGUGUAAUCCGUAUGCAAUAUUUGGAAACUUCACGUCAAAUAUUUCAUUAAGAAUGUAUGUUUUCAACGACAGGAAGUGCAGCAAGAUUUGAGUUUUUUCAUUACUGGAUGUCAUACUCUGCCAGAUUAGUCUCUUAGAAUAUUAUGUUUAAUCCAAUGCUGUUAUUGCAGGUAUAUAAAGUCAUGCAACAGUUUACGUGUUUACAUGCUCUACAGAUCCAUUUACUUUUACAUUUGAAUCAAGCACAAUACACUAUAUAUUAAUCUGUGUUCAGGAAUGUUGAUUCUGUUUUGGUUUGUCAACAACCUGCUGAAAAAUAAAGGUUUACCAAACUAUUAUAACUGGCAGAUGUUAUUUUUUAGAAGUCAAAAUAGUGUGAAAAUGCUGUAGUUAAGGCUUAGUUCAA